Dentiscutata heterogama is the source of this 447-nucleotide messenger RNA. Lineage: Eukaryota; Fungi; Glomeromycota; Glomeromycetes; Diversisporales; Gigasporaceae. The record is from the annotation of a GenBank genome assembly.
AUGGAUCAAUUUACUGGUCAAUUUGCAUAUACUCCAGCUCUGUUUAUUGAUUAUGCUCCACCUUCUCAAGAUAAAAAAAUCAAUUCUCGUCAAUCUAAAACUUCAAAUAAAUAUGAAUUUGUAGAAAGUGAACCAGAUUCUGAUGAAGUUAUUCCAAGUAAAUUUUGGAAAGAUUCUGAGACACGAGCUUUGCUUUCUUUACUUGCUGAAAAUUUUGAUAUGUAUCGCAAAAAUAAAACAAAAUUCUAUGCUACUGCUGCAAUUAAAAUCGGUAAUAAUAGAACUAGUACUCAAGUUAAUGAUAAAAUCCAGUCACUUCGAUCUAGAUAUGAGAAAGAAAACAAGGAAGAAACAGGAAAAGCUAGAUCGAAGUGGCCAUAUUUGGACGAAAUGAAUGAACUAUUCGGAAAUAGGGAGAAUCAUACUGAAAGUGAUAUCGAAGAUCAG